Messenger RNA from Leishmania mexicana MHOM/GT/2001/U1103, 1389 nucleotides. RefSeq lists its product as hypothetical. The record is from RefSeq and is a predicted model, not a curated record. Bases 1 to 1389 code for a protein of 462 amino acids. The transcript has a single exon. Lineage: Eukaryota; Euglenozoa; Kinetoplastea; Trypanosomatida; Trypanosomatidae.
AUGUCGUCGGACUCCGGUGUCAACGCAGCGUUGCUGAACCUCUGCGCUCAGCUGCAGGGCGGUGACGCCAGGCCCGUGGCCAAUGAGGGCCCCUCCGCCCCGAAUCACGCCGAAGUAUCUGGAGAAACGGCAGAGCAGGCCAGCCCGAGCGCUGCUGCGUGUGCUACAGCACUCGCUGCAACCCCCGCUGCAGCUGCUCAGGGCCCGGCGAGACCCGCCUCCGACUACGAGUGGCUUCGCAACGCCCUCGUCUCGGUCGAGUCACCCGAGAAGCGGGUCAAGCAGCUUCUUGUCCACAUGGAGAACCAAACCACAGAAGGGAAGCCAGGGCCCUUGGUGCAGGAAGAGCGACUGGAAGCAUUGGCGGAACUGGCUGACAUGGUCGAGGAUGUCAACUGGGCCGCGGAGUUUGCACUCAUGCAAGGGCCGAAGCGCCUUCUUGACGUGAUGCGGCGUGAACGCGCUGCGCACCCUCUCCUUGCGACCGGAAGCCGAGACGCUUCCGCCAGCGUGGAGGCCGCCGACACCACCGGCACAGGGGAUAGAGAGGCACAGACUGCUACUCACGAUGGUAUCUCUUCAUCAGCGGUGCCGCUCUUCACAGAACUUGCGAUGAUCGUUGCCCACUCAGCACAGCUGAACGCACCAGUGCAAGCCGCGUACGAAGCCGCUCAUUGGGAGGACAUCAUUCUCCCCUUCAUGGGUGACUGUAUCGCAGCGGUUCAGCAUCUCCUGCACCUUGGGAGUGACGGCCAGGUGGGCAGCGCACACGGCGACAGCACCGAAGCGGCGACUGUAGCUGCAGGAGCUGCGUCUCUGAUGCGCCUGCUCGGCGCGCUGCUGCAUGCGUGCAGCUGCCUAUGCCGCGAUUGCUCACCAAACACCGUUUCAUUUUUCCAGGCCAGCGGUUUGGCGGUUAUUGUGGAGGCACUGAGACUCACACGAGCACUGCCAGAGUCCAUUGUGGUGGGCACAGCAGAGGAUGGACGGACACCGGCGGUUGUCACCAGCAUUGCCAACGACGCAGCAUCUGAUCAGGAAGUGGACGACAUCUAUGCCCCGCUGCUUGGCACGACGCAUAAAGUGACGGCGCGGGCCCUCUUCUUUGUUGCCUACUUGGCCUCCACCAGCGUCUCCAGCGAGGAAAUUAUACAGCUCACAUGCCGGCACGCGGAGUCGCGUAACAGCGGUGAGAGAGUCCAAAAGUCGGCAGCGCGUGCCCUCACCGCGCUGGUGGAAAAGAGUCCAAAGGCCAUCAAGGAAGCCGUGCACACCCUCAUGCCCCAUCGACUUCACGAGUGGCGGACACAAGUGCGGCGCGCCGUGGGCGACAGGGAGACGCAGGAUGAGCGCCUGCACUUCCUGGAUGCACUCGAUCGGAUCAGCUGA